AUGGCAAUGAUUCUGGCAUACUGGGAUAUCAGAGGGCUCGCUCAGCCAAUCCGCCUGCUGUUGGAGUACACAGGGACGAAAUAUGAGGAUGAAUUCUAUGUUUGCGGCGAAGCUCCCAAUUAUGACAAAAGUUGUUGGCUUGACAACAAGUUCAAACUUGGGAUGGAUUUCCCCAAUUUGCCUUAUCUUGUGGACGGAGACAGGAAAAUAGUCCAAAGCAAUGCCAUCAUGAGAUACAUUGCUCGAAAGCAUAACCUUUGUGGGGAGACGGAGGAUGAGAAGGUUCGGGUGGACAUCCUUGAAAAUCAGGCAAUGGACUUCCGUAAUGGCUUUGUCACGCUCUGCUAUAAUACAGACUAUAUUACCUUUGUGGACUUUCUCAUGUAUGAGCUUUUGGAUCAACACAGUAUGUUUGAGCCCAAAUGCCUGGAUGAGUUCAAGAACCUUAAGGUGUUUCUGGACCAUUUUGAGGGGCUUGAAAAGAUAGCAGCCUACAUCAAAUCAAGCAGGUUCACGAAGAAUCCAGUGAACGGCAGAAGGGCGAAGUGGGGCAACAAGAAAGAGUGA
Messenger RNA from Alosa alosa (allis shad), 567 nucleotides. Its product is annotated as glutathione S-transferase Mu 3-like. Lineage: Eukaryota; Metazoa; Chordata; Actinopteri; Clupeiformes; Clupeidae. The transcript has 7 exons. Bases 1 to 567 code for a protein of 188 amino acids. Gene Ontology annotation, biological process: glutathione metabolic process. The record is from RefSeq and is a predicted model, not a curated record. Gene Ontology annotation, molecular function: glutathione transferase activity.